Messenger RNA from Vidua chalybeata, 3406 nucleotides. RefSeq names its product E4F transcription factor 1 (gene E4F1). The transcript has 15 exons. Gene Ontology annotation, cellular component: nucleus. Bases 1 to 2616 code for a protein of 871 amino acids. The record is from RefSeq and is a predicted model, not a curated record. NCBI's taxonomy places the organism in Eukaryota, Metazoa, Chordata, Aves, Passeriformes, Viduidae. Gene Ontology annotation, molecular function: DNA-binding transcription factor activity, RNA polymerase II-specific; RNA polymerase II cis-regulatory region sequence-specific DNA binding. Gene Ontology annotation, biological process: regulation of transcription by RNA polymerase II.
AUGGCCGCCCCGCCCGCCGCACCGCGCCUCCCCAUUGGCCGCGCGCCGCGCGGACCGCGUCCCCAUUGGGCGGCGGGGCCGGCGGCCACGCCCCCCCCGCCCGGAGCCGGCGCCCGCUGUCCCCCCCCCCCCUCCCUCCCACUGCCGACGGCGCCCGGCGCGCCGCGCUCUCAUUGGCCGCCCUGCCCGAGGGCCCGCCCCCCGCGCGCUGCUAUUGGCCAGGGCGCCCCGCGGCUCGGUCGCCGCCAUCUUGCGGCGCGUUGCGACACGGGGGCCGCGAUGGCAACGGGCGCGGGGCCGGCGGCGCUUACGGCAGAAGCGGCCGGGCCGGGCCGGGGCGCGGCGGCCGCGGGCUCCGGGCCCCCCGCGCCCCCCGCCGCCCUCAUCGGCCUCCCGCCGCCCUUCGGCGAGCAAGACGAGGAUGACGUGCACAAGUGCGGGCGCUGCCAGUCGGAGUUCAGCUCCCUGGAGGAGUUCGUGCAGCACAAGCUGCAGAAGGGCUGCCAGCGCCCUCCCGACGCGCUCGCCGGGCUCCUCGGCCAGGAAGGACAAAAGGUGGUUCCUGCCGUCGAGGAGUCCAUCACGGUUGCUCACAUUGUUGUUGAAGCAUCUUCCAUAGCAGAGGAGAUCAGCAACGCCUCGGCCAUCGUAGGCAGUGGGCACAUCAAAGAGGUCAUUGUAGCAGGAGACCAUGUGUUUGAGAACCCGAAUGGCCACGUGGAUGGGGAGGUCAGCGAGGAGCAGGGCAGCCCCGAGGAGCAGGACAUUUCCACCGAGCUGAUCAAGGUCAAGCUGCAGGUGAACAAGGAGGGGCGAUACGUGUGUGAGCUGUGCCAGAAGACAUUUAAAACUGCCAGCAUCCUCAAAGCUCACAUGAUCACUCACAGCAGCAGGAAGGACUAUGAGUGUAAACUCUGUGGGACUUCCUUUAGGACAAAGGGAUCUCUGAUCCGCCACCAUCGGCGGCACACGGAUGAAAGACCUUACAAAUGCAAGAAAUGUGGGAAAAGCUUCCGGGAAUCGGGAGCUUUGACUCGGCACCUUAAAUCUCUGACACCUUGCACUGAAAAAAUCCGCUUCAACAUGACCAAAGAAAUAGUUGUCAACAAAGAUGAUCUGCCAUCAGGACCCUGCAGCUCCAACACAGACACGGUGUCCUCCAUAGCGAGCGAAUCCAUCGAGGCCUCCCCUGUCAUCCACCUCGUGACAGAUGCAAAAGGCAACGUGCUUCAUGAGGUCCAUGUCCAGAUGCAGGAGCUUCCCGUGGUGGAUGCAAAACCCCUGGAGCCAGAUCAGUCGCAUCCCGAGGAGCUGCCGUGCGAGGGGGAAGUGAACAGUGAGAACCUGCUGAGGCAGGCCAUGAGGAAUUCGGGGAUUGUCAUCGAGAGAGUGGCUGUGGAGGAGGUGCAGAAGCCAGAUGAACCUGCAGCAGCUGCUCCAGAAGAGCUGGAAAACAAAGGCGUGGAAGUAGAAGAGGAGCCGUGUGGGGAGCAGUGUGCUAAGCUGGAAGGAGCAGAGUCUACGCCUGCAGAAAGAACCAACGGGUACAAACGUUACAUUUGCUCUCACUGUAAUGAAGCCUUCAACGAAGCUGCUGCCCUGGAAACUCACAGCAAGAGUCACACAGAGUACAAACCUUUCAAGUGUGAGGAGUGUGGCAAGGAGUUCACCAAGGGCUACCUGCUGAAGAAGCACCAGGAGGUGCACGUGAACGAGCGGCGGUUCCGCUGCGGGGAGUGUGGGAAGCUCUACAAGACCAUUGCCCACGUGAAGGGGCACCGGCGCGUGCACUCGGACGAGCGGCCCUACGCCUGCCCCAAGUGCGGCAAGCGCUACAAGACAAAGAACGCCCAGCAGGUGCAUUUCCGUACCCACCUGGAGGACAAGCCCUACGUGUGCCACUUCUGCAGCCGGGGGUUCCGGGAGAAGGGCUCCCUGGUGCGCCACAUCCGCCACCACACCGGCGAGAAGCCCUUCAAGUGCUACAAGUGCGGGCGCGGCUUCGCCGAGCACGGCACCCUCAACAGGCACCUCAAAACCAAAGGUGGCUGCCUCCUUGCUAUGAAGGAGGUGGAAGAAGUGAUAGUGUCAGAGGAGAGCCAGUCUGCUGACAACUUGGCAGCCACGGUCCUUUCGGAAGAUCCGCACACGGUUCUGGUGGAGUUUUCCUCGGUGGUGGCAGACACCCAGGAGUACAUCAUCGAGACUUCUACUGAAGACAUGGAGACCAGCGAAGCCACUGAAAUAAUAGAGGGGACAAGACACGAGGUCGACAGCCACAUCAUGAAGGUGGUGCAGCAGAUCGUCAACCAGGCCAACCAGGGCCACCAGAUCAUCGUGCAGAACGUCACCGUGGCCGAGGGCGCCGCGGCCGCCGACGCCGCCGACACCAUCACCAUCGCCACGCCCGAGAGCCUCACCGAGCAGGUGGCCAUGACCCUGGCCUCGGCCAUCGGCGACGGCGCCGUGCUGGCCACCGAGGGCGGGCUGGCCGCGCAGGAGGCCACCGUCACCAUGGUGGCGUCCGAGGACAUCGAGAUCAUGGAGCACGCGGGGGAGUUCGUGAUCGCCGCCUCGCAGGAGGGAGAGGUGGAGGUGCAGACGGUGAUCGUGUGAGCCAGGGGCAGCUGCAAACCUGGGCCCUGCUCAGAGAGCCAGGGGAAUGUUCCGGAGGGAAGUGGCUUCGUGGGACACUGCAGGCCCAAAAGGGGACAGGGCAGGCCCAAAAGGGGACAGGGCAGGCCCAAAACGGGAUAGGACAGGUCAAAAACGGGAUAGGACAGGUCUAAAACAGGAUAGGACAGGGCAGGCCCGAGGUGUUCUCAGUCUAAAACCACUGCCAGGGGUUAAACCCUUGGCCUGGUCACACUGAGGAGACUGACAGGUCACAAGUGGCACUCGGUAUUCUGUACAGCAGCCUCGAAUUAAGGAAGAUCCUUUGGGGAUCAGCCCCCUCUGCCCACCACUGGGACAGCAGUGGUCUGGUUUUUAAAAGGAUUCAGAAAGUAUAGCAAAUAUGUGGGGUCUCACAAGGGAUUAUUUAAAUAUAUGCAUUUAAAACAAGUUGAGAAAACCAAACCUAAGGAGUUGUGGUGUGUGUUGAGCACCACUGAAACACUCUCAUGCCUUUAACCUCACUCCUUCAGGCCUCCCAAGGCAUGGUACUACAGUAUUUCUCUUUUCUUUGGUAUCCUGGACAAGUAGCCUUAUGUACUGGUCUAUGAAUGCAUCAUUGUACCCUGCAAUGCCAGCCAGGCUGCUCUGAGAGCCAGCCUGGGGGCUGGAAAGCCAUAUUGUAUAGGAAUUUGGUUUUUUUAAACCAUAUAUGGAUUUUUUAAUUGCAUAUUGUACAGAUUUGGCAUGUAAAUAAAUACAUUUUUAAAAAUAAAAUUAUUUAAAGUUCUUA